CUUCUGUCAAAUGCUCUACAGAAUGCUAACCUACGCAAAGCUUCAUACAGACUUCCAGAUGGAUCGCUUUUGAGAAAGAGUUCUGAACCGGAACCAGAGCAAUCAAUAUCGUCCCAUUUGUCGAAUGCUUUACAGAAUGCUAAUCUUCGAAAUGCUUCCUAUCGUCUGCCUGAUGGAUCAAUCCUGUUCAGAAACCAGAAAAAAGAACAGUCCUCAUCUCCAAUGCUUUCUGGUGCACUUCUUAAUCAAAACCUUCGUAAAGCUUCUUAUAGACUGCCUGAUGGCUCAAUCUUGACCAAGGGCAGAACUGCACAGAGUGAUAAACUGUCUUCUCCCUUUCUUGGAAAUGCCUUGAAGAACUCUAAUUUACGUAACGCUUCGUACAGGCUACCCUCAGCAUUGGGGAGUUCUCCAGAGGAUCCAAGGUAUGCAGUUGUGAUGCCUCAGGUUCAGGGCCAACCUGAUCAUCACUGGGCCCAAAAUCACACAAUAGAUCCUCAGGAGCCAGACGAUGUCUGGUCUUCAGAGCGAGUCCUUCCUCAUCAUACUGUACAGAACCUCACAAAAUGGUCCAUAUAUAGGGAUGAAGAUUUGGUGGACUUUAUGGUUCCUGUGUACCCUGGGCAUGAGGCAGAUCACACUGAGCCAGAGUGGGCACCAGACAGGGAGGGUGAGCCAAGAGGGCAGUGGUAUGAUAAGAUGUACUCAAUCCGAAGUCUGCCAACAAUGGUGUACCGGGAACAAGCUGAGGAGGAUGGGAUUGAGGACAUGACGCAGCUGGAAGAACUUCAUGAAGGAACUGUUUUGCUGAACUUGAAAAAAAGGUUUGAACGUGAACUAAUUUACACAUACAUCGGAAGUAUCCUGGUGUCUGUUAAUCCCUACAAGAUGUUUAAUAUCUAUGGGACAGACAUGGUGCUGCAACACAAAGGACAUGCUCUUGGAGAAAACCCUCCGCAUCUGUUCGCUAUUGCAAAUCUGUCUUACACAAAAAUGAUGGAUGCCAAACAGAACCAGUGCAUAGUCAUCAGUGGGGAGAGUGGAUCAGGUAAAACUGAGGCCACAAAGCUGGUCCUACGUUACCUAGCUGCUAUACAUCACAAACACAACAUUUCUCAGCAGAUUGAGAUUCUAGAAGCAGCUCCUCUCUUAGAAUCAUUUGGAAAUGCCAAAACUGUCAGGAAUGAUAAUUCAAGUCGAUUUGGGAAAUAUGUGGAGAUCUUUUUGGAGGAGGGAGUAAUCAGCGGUGCCAUAACCUCACAGUAUCUACUUGAAAAGUCCAGGAUUGUAUUUCAGGCCAAAAAUGAAAGGAACUAUCACAUUUUUUAUGAGAUGCUCGCAGGCCUUCCUUCACAGCAAAAACAGUCCUUCUACCUCCAGGAGGCAGAGACUUACUAUUACCUCAAUCAGGGUGGGGACUGCGAGAUCCUGGGUAAGAGCGAUAAGGAGGACUUCCGCAGGAUCCUCAGCGCCUUGGAGAUCCUCCACUUUAGUGCCGAAGACCAGAGCAGCAUCUUCAGAGUCUUGUCUUCCAUCCUCCAUCUGGGAAAUGUCUUUUUUGAAAGAUAUGAGAGGAAUUCCCUGGAGAUGGCAUCAGUGGUGAGCGCCCAGGAGAUCAGAGUGGUGGGUGAACUUCUGCAGAUUUCUCCAGAAGCUCUGCAAAAAUGUAUCACCUUCAAAGUCACGGAGACAAUGAGAGAGAAGAUCUACACUCCUCUGACGGUGGAGAAUGCAGUCGAUGCCAGAGACGCAGUUGCCAAGAUCCUGUACUCUCUGCUGUUCAGCUGGUUAACAGACCGGAUCAAUAAACGGGUUUACCCUAGAAAUGAUGCACUGUCUAUCUCCAUUCUUGACAUCUAUGGAUUUGAGGACCUCACCUUCAACAGCUUUGAACAGCUUUGCAUAAAUUAUGCAAAUGAGUACCUCCAGUUCUUUUUCAAUAGGAUUGUUUUCAGGGAGGAACAAGAAGAAUACAGCAGAGAGCAAAUCAGGUGGGAUGAAGUGCCUUUCAGUGACAAUCAGGCCUGUAUUGAUCUAAUUUCUGCAAAGCCUCAUGGGAUACUCAGAAUCCUUGAUGACCAGAGUGGUUUUCCUCAGGCAACAGAUCACACUUUCCUUCAGAAGUGUCAUUAUCAUCAUGCUGACAACCCACUGUAUUCAAAGCCAAAGAUGCCUCUCCCUGAAUUUACCAUUAAACACUUUGCUGGAAAUGUCACUUACCAGGUCCACAAGUUUUUGGACAAAAAUUACGAUCAAGUCCGCCAGGACGUCCUCGACCUUUUCAUGCAAAGCAAAAACCAGAUGGUGGCUACCCUAUUCAAGAGCCAUGCAGAAAUCCUCAGUCAAUAUAAAAACCAGAUGAAGAAGAACAGCACGAUCACACGACGCCACCAAGCCUCAACGGUCGCAGCCAAAUUCCAGACAUCACUUCUGGAGCUUGUUGAGAAGAUGGAGAGAUGCAACCCAUACUUUGUGCGCUGUAUUAAGCCAAACAAUAACAAGGCGCCUGGUGUGUUUGAUAUGGAGCUGGUCAGUGUUCAGCUCCGUUACUCUGGGAUUCUGGAAACCAUCCGGAUCAGAAAGGAGGGCUAUCCUAUCAGAAUUCCCUUUGACAUCUUCCUCUUCAGGUAUAAGGCAUUGCUGGGUCUGAAGCAGCCUCCCCCACCAACUGGCGAGAACUGUGCCUACAUGCUGAGGAGGCUUUGUCCAGUCAGGCCAGGAGCGUUUCAAGUUGGUGUUACAAAGCUGUUCAUGAGAGAGAACAUCUAUCAAGUGCUGGAGAGUAAGAGAGACCGUGUCAGGCAUGUGGCAGCGUUAACGCUGCAGCGUUACACUCGGAUGUUCUUCGUGCGAAAACGCUACGUGGCCUUCCGUAUGAAGAUUAUCAGACUCCAGGCCCACUGUCGCGGCUACCUCGCUAGGAAGCGGUACGUGAAGAUGAGAGCGAGUCUAAUCAAAUUCCGCUCGCUAAUUCACAUGUACGUCAACCGCAAGAGAUACAUCAAGAUGAGGUUGGAAGCGCGAAGAAAGGCCGAAGAGGAAAGAAUAAGACUUGAAAUGGAGCUGACGAAACGGGAGGUGGUUAACGUCACUCACCUGGCCAUUCCGGCAGAACUCGGAGGGCUACUGCAAGCAGCUGCAGGUGGUAGAGAGCUCCAUUCAGAUUGCCUUGCACUUGUCCAGGCCCCGACAGUUCAGGUGGAAAGUCAGCUCACUCUGCCUCUAGACAUCAACAACUACUGCAUCUCCAAAUUUAUCCAAGUUCAUUUCAGGGAGCCGAAGUUUGGCAUGCUGAUGGCACCUUUAAAGACAUCUCUCACACAUGUGGAAGACGAUUUCAAUCAAGAAGCACUGGAUAUUUUUACUAUGAUACUGAGAUUCAUGGGUGACCCCAAUCUGAAUGGAGCUCAGGAAAACCUAUUUGGGAACUAUAUCAUCCAGAAAGGGCUCACCAGUCCAAACCUCCGAGACGAAAUCCUAUGUCAAAUUGCCAAUCAGGUUUGGAGGAACAGUAACCCGGACAACGCUGAGAGGGGCUGGCUGCUGCUGCUGGCGUGCUUGAGUACUUUCGCGCCCUCGCCAAAAAUGGAAAAAUAUCUCUUGAAGUUUGUGUCAGACCAUGCUUAUGAUGACUAUAAGGCCAUUUGUCAACAUAAGCUUAUACAAGCCAUGCAGAAGUCCCUGUAUGGACCAGAGACAGCAAGGACCUAUCCCCUGUCCCUGCUGGAGUGGACAGCCAAUAGGAAGAAAGCAAACAUGGUUUUGCAAGUCCACUGCUUUGAUGGGACCUCCUUCCUCUGUCCUGUGCACUCCUGGACCAGUGGAGAGGAUCUAGCCGGAGACGUACUUCAGCACAGAGGAGUGGCUGAGGGCUGGAGGGGUUAUUCCAUCAUCAUGAAAGAGCAAGGGCAGUGGGCGGAGCUUGCGGGUCACGAUUACGUCAUGGAUCUGAUAGCGGAUUUGGAGCUGAUGCGAGAUUUUCCCAAGCAGAAGUCCUAUUUCAUCAUCUCAGCAGAGAGUCCCACCAAGACCCGGCCCAACGCCAGCCUUGCUUUGUUUGGGAGUGGAUUUGAUUCAGACGAUGAAAACCCUCUGGUACUUAGUCGUCAAGGCCUGCCCAGCUCCAGCAUCCCUGACUCAGAUGGAUACUACAGUCACGUUGAAUCAGACUACAGUGAGGCUCCAACACAGAGGGGAAUGGAUCGUUACCUUGACAGUCUGUUUGACCCAGUGUUGUCUGAUGGCAGCGGAGAUCUGGAGAAGGCAGCGAGCAUGUCCAGCCGUAUGAAAGGUGCCGGCGGGAUUGGAGGGGAAGAUGAAGACGGGACCAAACCCCAUUCCGACAGGCCCUAUCCCCCCGGGUUACAGCCUGGCGCGGUGCCGGUUCUGCCCGUCAUGGGAGGAAUGUUGCCACCUAUACCAAUGCCAGCUAUGUCCUCUGUGCACGCUAUGCCUGACCCAAUGACCCCUGGGCCCACUAUGCCCCACACUAACGCGUCUGUGCCCGCUCUGGCCGACACUAAGACGUCUAUGCCUGAUUCUAUGGCAUCCAUACCCUCCAUGCCAGCUGUCCCUUCUAUGCCUGCUUUGCCUGCUUUGCCGCCUUUGCCAGCGCUGCCUAAUGUGCCAGGUAUGGACGUAAACAUGAUGGAAUUCCGUAUUGGCAGUGUGGACCAAAGCGUCCUGGCACAACAACAACAAGCCAUCAUCAACCAACAAGCAAUUAUACUGGCUCAGCAGAUGACAAUGCAAGCCAUGGCCCUCCAGCAGCAGAUGUAUGGUUCGGUUGGAGGGCCCCAGUAUUCUGGUCCCCAGACCCAACGCCACACGCAGGGCGACCUCAGAGGCCCGACCAGAACAGCACCACCCGAGGAUGUGGUUCGAGCCUCCAUUUCCAAUUCAGAGCACCUGGAACCCAGUCACAACAUCAAAGACAUCAUCAAACAGUACCAGCCUGUGAGCCCCACGAAAGCCAUGGAGAUGCCAAGAAAGGAGGGCAGAGUAUUUGUAAAGAAGCCAGACCCUCAUGAUGAAGCUUUGCUGAUCCUCAAAGAUCAAAUGAGAUCUCCUCCUCAGCGCAAGAAGACCUUUGGCACAUCCUCUACUCCUUCACCUGGGAAGGAACCUGUACCUGAGAGUGGACCACUGAGACCAGUGAAAAGCAUUAAGGAAAAAAGAUCACCCCCAGUGCCAGCUGUAAGUCAGAGAGCCCCUCCCCCUGCACCAGUAUCCAGAGAACUCCCAGUUGAGGAAGAGGUUGUCCAGACACAAUUACAUAGAAGAACCAGUGAAGAGUAUUACACCUACUCUAAUGUUCCCUGGAAAAUCUACCUCAGAAAAGAGGUUUUCUACCCCAAAGACAGCUUCAACCAUCCGGUGGUCCUGGAUCUUCUUUUCAAACAAAUAGUCCACGACACCUUCUCAGAGGCUUGCAUUCGGAUCACAAAGGAGGAGAGGCAAAAAAUGAAAACACUCUUUGUGGAGAACAACAUUGACCAGAGCUCCACACCUCAAGAUGAGAACAUAAAGAAAAAGGUGGUGACCGCUGCCAGGGAUACCUGGGAAAUUUACUUCUCCCGUCUUUUCCCAGCAUCUGGCAGCGUGGGUACUGGGGUGCAGGUCCUCUCUGUGUCUCACAGGGGCAUCAAACUUUUGAAGAUGGUGCGGAGCAGUGCUGUAGCACCAGAUUACUUCAGAGUCCUUCGUCCUUACAGCUAUACAGAUAUCAUGUUUGUCACCAUCCCCUCCAAGAACAUGCUGGAAUUCAAUCUCACCAACGAAAAACUUAUUCUUUUCUCAGCCAAAGCUCCUCAGGUCAAAACAAUGAUCGACUACUUUAUCAACGAGCUGAAGAAGGAUUCGAAAUAUGUGGUUGCUGUCCGCAAUUACGUCACGGAUGACCGAACCCUUUUAAGCUUUCAUAAGGGCGACAUUAUUCGGCUGCAGACAAUGGAGGGCCUGGAGGAAGGCCAAAGCUAUGGUUGCAUUGUGAAAAAGAAGGUGAUGCUUCUGGAGGAGUUAAAGAGAGACACACCUGACUUUGGCUGGAAGUUUGGAGCAAUACAUGGUCGCUCAGGAAUUUUCCCUGCUGAGUUUGUACAACCAGUUGCUGCUCCCGAUUUUAUCAAUCUCCCAGUGGAUAAGAAAGAGGAGCCCAAAAACAAGGAGGGACGUGUGGCGGCCUCUGCUGCCGUGGCUGUUGCCGUGGCGUCCACCGCGGCAGCUCAUGAAUUAGAUCGAUCCACAGAGGGGGCGCCUCCAAACACUGAGUCUGUAGAGCAACGCACUGACUACAGUAACAUGGAGAUAGAUGAAAGGAUUUUGCAUGAUGGCCAGUAUAAUAUGGUUGAGUUUGCCAAGAAAUAUUUCAGAGAGGCCCAGAGAAUGAACAGUGAUUCAUAUAAACAAAAGUCAAAGAGAGGAAAAGGAGCCAGAGAGCCAUCAGACAUGGUGAAAUUUUCCAAGUCUCCUAUCCAACAGUCCUUGAUUGAGUUCACUGAUGAAAACAUGAACAAAAUAGCAGCUGACAUUUUCCUGGCUAUAAUGAAGUUUAUGGGGGACUACCCAAUGAAAGGCCAGAGUGAACAAGAUCUUGUCAGCACUAUUUUAAGGUUAAGUGGUGAAUAUGGUCUAAUGAGAGAUGAAGCUUACUGUCAAGUCCUCAAGCAGAUCACCGGGAACACCAGCUCCAAAACAGAGAGCUGUCAAAGGGGCUGGAGACUCCUGUACAUUCUCACCGCCUACUACAGAUGCUCUGAAGUACUGAAGCCUUAUUUGCUCAAAUACCUGCGAGACGUCCACAGCAGCCCGGGAGUGCACUUCCAAGGCAUUGCUAAAGCUUGCGAGCAAAACCUGAGGAAGACAUUCCAAUAUGGCGGACGGACAGAGCAUCCCAGCAGCAUGGAACUCAAGGCUAUGCUGGCUGGUAGAAGCUCCAAGCGACAGCUGUUCCUUCUGCCUGGAGGGAUUGAACGACACUUGAAAAUCAAGACUUGCUCAGUGGCAUUGGAUGCAAUAGAGGAGCUUUGCUAUGAGAUGGGUCUUCACAGACUGGAAGCAAUGGAUGAAUAUGCAAUAUUUGUGGUCACCAACAGGGGUCAGAAUGUUCAGCCUCUGACCAAAAAAGAGUACAUUUUGGAUAUUGCCACGGAAGCUGAGCUAAUCGACAGCAACUUCACCUUCUGGUUCAGAAGAGUCAUUUGGUCCCAGCCGCUGAAAUUUGACAACGAACUUAGUGUCACCAUGCAUUACAAUCAGGUUUGCCCUGACUACAUGAAAGCUCUGCUCAAUGUCGUGCCGCGAGGGAAUGUCAGCGAACAGCAGCUUCAGCAGAUCUCUAAACUGGCUGCUCUGCAACAUCGGGCCAAGGAAUCCGUCUACCUCCCAACCAUGAGUGAGGUCCAGGAAUGCAUUCCACCCCAGCUCUUCAGCUUGCAGCGUCCUCAGCAGUGGGUAACCAUGGUCACCGUGCAUAUGCAGCAGGUCCAGGCCCUCAGUCCACAUCAGGCCAGAGCCCAGUUUUUGGGGCUUGUGAGUGCCUUCCCCAUGUUUGGGUCCUGCUUCUUCUACAUACAGAGCAGCAGUAACAGCUCCAUUGUCACUCCUUGUAUACUCGCUGUCAAUCAGAACGGCUUAAACUUCCUAAGCAAAGACACUCACGAGCUGAUGGUGAAGUUUGCCUUGAAAGAGGUGCAGUCCACUCGCACACAGAGGCCCACCGCUGGCUCCAGCUACCCUUACGUGGAGAUCAUGUUUGGGGAUCUCAUGUCUCAGAGGCUCACUCAGCUACAGCUGAACCAGAGCCUGGAGCUGUGUCGUGUCAUCGCCAUGCACAUGGAGAACCUCCUGUCCGUGCGGGAGAAGAGACUGACCUUGCCUCCCAGUGAAAUCACUCUCCUCUAA
This is a messenger RNA of Chanos chanos (milkfish), 7902 nucleotides long. It is a transcript of the gene myo15aa, whose product is annotated as myosin XVAa. Lineage: Eukaryota; Metazoa; Chordata; Actinopteri; Gonorynchiformes; Chanidae. Gene Ontology annotation, molecular function: cytoskeletal motor activity; protein binding; ATP binding. The record is from RefSeq and is a predicted model, not a curated record. Gene Ontology annotation, cellular component: myosin complex; cytoskeleton.